This is a messenger RNA of Phragmites australis (common reed), 978 nucleotides long. Its product is annotated as BTB/POZ and MATH domain-containing protein 2-like. Gene Ontology annotation, molecular function: protein binding. Lineage: Eukaryota; Viridiplantae; Streptophyta; Magnoliopsida; Poales; Poaceae. The transcript has a single exon. Gene Ontology annotation, biological process: protein ubiquitination. The coding region runs from base 1 to 978 and encodes 325 amino acids. The record is from RefSeq and is a predicted model, not a curated record.
AUGCCGACGUCACAGACAGUUUCGACGUGCGUCCCGGAGGCGGAGCAGGGCACGCACGUGUUCGACAUCUUCGGGUACAGCCAGCACAGGGGCAUUGGCGCCGGCAAUCCCAUGAUAUCCGGCAAGUUCUAUGUCGGAGGGCCUAAGUGGCACGUUCUCUUCUACCCUGAUGGGUUCAGCUCCAGCAUCGAGAGAUACCAAAAUUGCAUCUCAGUCGGACUCGCGCUCGCAUCCGAAAAUGUCAAGGUGAGGGCGUCCUACGAGCUGCAACUGGUCGACCAGAGCACCGGGUUGCGGGUCCCGGUGUACAAGGCCGCGCUGAGGGUAUUCAUCCGUGAUGAUGAUAGCAGCUGGUUUACUAUGCUUUUGCAAAAACGGAGCGUCUUCGAAACGUCGACCUACCUUCGGGACGAUCACGUCACAAUCAAAUGCAUUGUCACUGUUAUCAAAGAACCAAUGAUGCCCAAAACCAAACCUUUUCCUGAAAUUGAGGUGCUGCCGUCUAACAUCACAGAGCAUUUUGCCAAGCGGUUGGAAGAAAACGAGGGAGUGAACGUCAAUUUCAGUGUAGGAGAGAAUUUCACAGUACACAAGAUCGUGCUCGCUGCGCGGUCAACUGUCUUCAAAGCAAAGCUCUAUGGGCCUAUGAGGGAGGCAGGAACAUCGCCCAUAACCAUCAAAGAUGUGCAACCUGAUGUUUUCAAGGCCCUGCUACAUUCCAUCUAUACAGAAACAUUGCCUCCCAUGGAUGAUCUGGAGGGAGAUGAUCACAGUGAAAUGAUUUGUCGCUUGCUUGUGGGAACCACGUUGGCUUUAGCUGAUCAACAUCAUUGUGACAUGCUUAAAGAUGCUUGCAUUAAAUUUAUCACCUGUUCAAAUGCAGUGGAAGCUGUGGUGUCGACCCAAGGUUACAAGAUGCCAAAAAGAACUUGCCCAUCUGUUGUAAUAGAUGCAUUGGAGAAAUCAACAUCAUUGUGA